Molecule: messenger RNA, 2848 nt
Organism: Argiope bruennichi
Lineage: Eukaryota; Metazoa; Arthropoda; Arachnida; Araneae; Araneidae
Product: polyadenylate-binding protein 1-like
Exons: 2
Coding region: 124-1017 (297 amino acids)
Cellular component (GO): ribonucleoprotein complex; cytosol; nucleus
Molecular function (GO): poly(A) binding; poly(U) RNA binding; mRNA 3'-UTR binding
Source: RefSeq, a predicted model, not a curated record
GGAAUGUGAAAGAUAAUUUUUCAAGAAUUUGUUUUGUAGAUCUUGCUAAUUAUUUUUCGAACUUCCAUUAAAUGCGAUUCAAGAAGUUAUUUAUUUUGGUAGUUGAUUUUUAAGUAAAUCAAAAUGCCUAGAAUGAUAUUCAUUGAGAACUUAUAUCCAAAAGUUGAUGUAACAGAUUUGUGCAAAGAAUUUGGAAAAUAUGGUAGAAUUCUAUCAGCGAAAAUUGAAUUUGGGAAAAACUUUACUUCAUUGGGUAAAGGUUGCAUCUGUUACUUUGAUUCAACAAGUGCUGAUAUUGCUGUCAAAAAAAUGAAUGGGAAGAAAGCAUUGGGAAGUGCAUUACAUGUAACAGUAGUACAGUGUGAAAAACAAGAAAGUCAUUCUGAAGUUUCUCAGAUUGAUCACUCAAAGAUUUUUGUAAAUAACUUGAAUUCUCGUUGGGAUGAUUGUGACUUAAUAAAGAUAUUCGAAUUAUUUGGGGAUAUUGAUGAAAUUAAAAUUUCUACCACUGAUGGUAAAUCAAAUGGAUAUGGAUUUGUUAAAUUCUCACAACCUGCAUCUGCUACAAGAGCUAUUAAAGAAAUGAAUAACCUUUCAGAAAAUGAAAGGAAACUUGUAGUUGAACCUUUUAUUCCUUGGGAACUAAGAGAAAAAGCACGACAGUCUUUAGAAUUUGCCAAAAUACAUGCUGUUGAAUGGAAUAAUUUGCAUGUAAAGAAUCUCGACAUUGAUAUGACGGAGGAUGAUUUAAAGAAACUUUUUCAGCCUUUUGGUUCUAUAAUAAGUGUUAAAAUUCCUGUGGAUGAAUCUGGAAAAAGUAAAGAAUUUGGGUUUGUUUGUUUUGAAAAGGAAGAAGAUGCUGCUAAGGCUCUUGAUCGGAUGGGGAACUACAGAUACAAAUCUAAAUGUUUGGAAGUAAAUUUCAAUCAAAAAAAAUCUGCAAGACAAAAAUAUCUUAAAGCAAUAAAAACUGAUCCUCAUAUUAGGAAGUUUAAGGGAGGAAAAGAAAUAGCUUGAAUUAUAAUACUGUUUUUACUCAAGAUAUUAAUUUCUCUAAAACCAAAACAAUUAUAGUGAUUGCAUUUAUUUGGUAAAUGCAGCUUUAUGGCUUGAAAAGUAAUUUUUCUUUGCAAGAUAAUUUUGCUUUUAAAACAUUUUUUUAAUAUGUCAGGAAUUUAUUGAAUUGUAAAAAUCACAAAUUUGUCUAGCGUUAUAACAAAAUUUAUUUCAAGCAAAGUAAGUGUACUGCCCCUACACUAUAUGUACCAUUAAUGGUAUAGAAUAUUUUUUUGUUUUCCUACUGUGGAUUAUAGUCAUUUACAUUAAUUUUCAAGGUGUUAUAUGUAUUUCUGUCAUGUAAUGAUAUAUGUACAUAAAUUUUAGUUUAAUGUAUUUGUAAUGGCAUACUAUUGGAAUUUCUAUAUCAUUUUAAGAUAAGUAAAUUUACUUACUUUUAGUUUGUUAUUUUUUAUAAAUAUCACUAAAUUGUUAAUGUUUUUAAAUGCACAAAAAUAUGGAAUAUUUUCAUCUUUUGCUUUUGGAUAAUUUAAACUUAUAUUUUUAAAAUUUAUUUAUUUUUGUUCAAAUUUGCUAGUAUUUCAAAUUAAUUAUAUUUAUUAUAUCACAUGUUCUUUCAGUUAAAUGGAAAAGUACUGGUUUUGUUUUUAUAUUUUCUGUCUAAUCCAUAAUUCAGAGUAAUGAAGUAAGGUCUUUUCUUCAUAACUUUUUUUUCUUUGUAAUUUCAAAUAAGCUUAAUAAUCAAGUUUCAUUGAUUUUUUUUUUUUCUUUAGAAACCAAAUAUAUAUUUUUAUAAGUCAAAUGGAGGGAUACAGUUUGUUUUCCAGUGUAUCCUCCUGAACGGAUUCUUAUAAGUCGAAUGUAUUUAGUUAUUAAAUACAUAUUAACAGUAGCAAAUGAAAGCAAACCAUUAAGAAUAAAGUCAUUUUUAGUGACACAUUGGUUCAAUGCAUAACUAAAUAUGACUUUAAACUUUUUUGUAUUUUUUUCCCUUAUACUUUUAUGUAUUUUUUUUUACUAUUCAUUUACCCUAUCUGACUGUAUAUAUAUUUACAGUUUUACAAUACUUGACUCUUUAAUGUUUCUUUUUUUUUUUAACAAGAGAAAUUAGCUGUUUUUUAAAGGAUCAGAAUGAAGCUCUAGAUGAUUUAAAUCUGUUGUUUGGUUUUUUAAUUUCUUUUUGUGGUUUAUUUCUAAUUUGAUACGAAUUCUACUGUAUAACAUUUUCAAUUAUUUUUAAUGAGAUUUUAUAUAUUUAUAACCAUAUUUGAUCAAUAAAUGCAAAAUAUCACAGGAUACUUGUAUAUCACUAUCUUGUUCAUCCAGUCGGAAGCUAUUGUUGAUUCCUUUACAAUCUUUUUUGGUGUUUCUUUUAAUUUUGUAUAGCAUUGUAAAAAUAUUAAAGGAAUAUUGUUAGAUAUUUUCUGUUAAUAAAAAUUUUAUAUAUAAACAUAUAUAUCUAUUCUUGGCUCUAUUAUUUCUUUCUUAUAAUGUCAGUUAAAAAUUAAUGGACAUUUUUUUUCUUCUCAGCUUAAAGCAAUAAAAGUCAGCUUAAUGCAGCUUAAAAGUCAUGUUUAAUUUUUUGAAAAAUUCUUUAGACAUACUUUGUAGUAGAUUAUGAAUACAUCGUACUACUCAAAUGUUAAUGUGCCAUUUUAGAAUUAAAAUUAUUCUUAUAACCAAUGAACUUAUUGGAAUAUAAAGCAAACGGAAAAAAGUUAAUUCUUUAGAAGGAUCUAAAUUCAAGAAAAAAUUACUCUGUAAUUAAAUUAGUGCAAUUGAAAAACUGUUUCUAAAUAUAAAAAUAAGUUAUAAAUUAGGAUUUCUUUUU